This is a messenger RNA of Aspergillus novofumigatus IBT 16806, 987 nucleotides long. RefSeq names its product putative high expression lethality protein Hel10 (gene hel10). The record is from RefSeq and is a predicted model, not a curated record. The transcript has a single exon. Lineage: Eukaryota; Fungi; Ascomycota; Eurotiomycetes; Eurotiales; Aspergillaceae. The coding region runs from base 130 to 771 and encodes 213 amino acids.
CGGGCGCCCCUUGAACUUUACCUCUGCUUCAUCAUUCUUGAGUCAAUCACACAUCGUCUCCUCUUGAGAGUCCCAUCUUACCCACCUUCUAUUACUCCAACACACUCCCAAUACACUCCGAACACAAUAAUGUCCGGUCCUUACGAUCAAUAUUCCCAGCAGCAAGGCUACGGCCAGGGCCAGGGUCAAUACCAGCAGGGAGGAUACCCCAAGGCGGCUAUGGACAGCAGCCUUACUCUAACCAGCAAUACGGCCAACAGCAUGGUCAGCAACACGGUCAAUACGGAGGCUCUGGUGACUACUACAACCAGCAGCGCGAUUACAACCAGGAUCAGUACGGCCAGCACCAGCAGAGCCAAUACGGCCAACACGACCACCACGGUCAACAACACCAAGGCCAGGGGUCAUACGGGCAGCCUGGGUAUGUCACCUGCCCCACCACUCUCUUCUCACGUACAUAAACUUCCGGUAACAUCAGCUGACAUUUUUCUCUCUCUAGCUACAAUGACCAGAACGCUCCCGGUGGAGCCCAAGAGGGCGAACGAGGACUCGGUGGUGCUCUCGCGGGCGGUCUCGCGGGUGGAUUUGCAGGCCACAAAGCUGACCACGGUAUUCUGGGUACCAUCGGAGGUGCCAUCAUGGGAUCCGUCCUGGAAGACGCCGUCAAGAAGCACAAGCACAAGGACGGUUCCUCCGGACACGGCAGCUACGGUGGCUCCCAGUACGGAAGUCACCAAGGCCAGCCUGGUUCGUCAAGCGGCGGUAGUCUGAUGAAUAACCUGGGCGGCUUCUUCAACAAGAAAUAGAUUUCUUGGGUCGUGCUCGACUGAGCCGGUCCAGAGUACCGCAAGCUUAGAGUCAACUUCUGCGAGUUUGUCUUUUCUUAUUUGAUGACUUUGACCUGCACGAGGAUGCCUUGCUAUUGUUUCCCUUGCUUUGUCUUGAUACCGAUGUUGCAUAUGAUGAUAUGAGGCACUUUGCUUGACG